This is a messenger RNA of Alternaria burnsii, 1887 nucleotides long. Its product is annotated as nonribosomal peptide synthetase 12. Bases 1 to 1887 code for a protein of 628 amino acids. NCBI's taxonomy places the organism in Eukaryota, Fungi, Ascomycota, Dothideomycetes, Pleosporales, Pleosporaceae. The transcript has a single exon. The record is from RefSeq and is a predicted model, not a curated record.
AUGGCCACUCCUACUACGACUCCUUCAGCCACUUCUUCCCGAACUUCACCAGUUCCUUCUGCCAACUCUAUUGCAAAAUUACGUCAAUCGGUCGAGCACUGCCGAGAGAUCACGCCCCAUGGCCGUCGUAGCGCUCCCCUCGAUCACAAUCAGCCUCUUAUUCAUGGCACAUGCGCUCAUGUCAUGCCCAGUGUGGUCCGGCCAAUCGACAAUUCAAACACUUUAUUAGAUUCACUCGAUCAGACCCUCGCCAGCUGUUCUGUUUCGGACGUGUCUGAAGAUGGAUACGCCGAUACCAACAACCCCAACGAAGCCAAGACCUACCGAAGUAGUCACCAAGACACGUACGAUCCUUUGGACGAGACAUGUUAUCAGAAACCGUACCAUAUGCCACAGGGAACGCAUAGUAAAUCGAAGAAGUUUCCGCAGGCAGAGUACGUAGAGGUCUACAAAGGGCCACUGCUGAAGCCUAUUGACGAGAAGAACAUUGGCAUCAAAUCAUCAGUAACAGUGUCUUCGCACGCUCUAUCUUCCACGGGGUCUCUGUCUUUGACAGACACUAGACCUCGACAAAGAAUUCUAAGCUUCUACCUUCAUUGGUUCACAGCAUAUCGGAUACUCAUCGCGCUCACCUUUCUAAUUAACGUCGUAGUGUUCAUUGUGCACAUUAGAAAAACUCGCCACGAGAAUUUUGCCCUUUCUGGACCUCUAAUCGCUACGGCCGCCAAUAUCUUCGUUGCCGUCUUUGUGCGUCAAGAAGACCUCAUCAACGUAAGCUUCUCCUUCGUAGCCAAAACUCCAGCUAGUCUGCCGUUAUGGCUCCGGAAGAUGAUUGCAGACUUUCACCACUACGGCGGACUACACAUUGGAUGUUCCAUGGCAGCACUGCUAUGGUACUGUUACUUUGUGUCCCUCAACACAGAAUCCUUUCUCGAUACCGCAAAGCAGGACAAGGCUACGGGCUGGAUGUGGGCCGACAUCUUCACCUGUUACGCCUUCCUCCUGUUCAUCCUAGUCGUCUGUAUUCUAGCAAUUCCACGUCUCCGAGUGAGAUUUCACGACACGUUCGAACACACGCAUCGCUUUGGUGGAUGGGCAGCAUUACUAGUACUAUGGAUAAAUGCAGGCGUGGCUAGCAAUAACCCAGGCAGCUCAGCUCUCUACGCCAACACCGCCCUCUGGCUCCUAGCCGCGACAACCUUCCUCAUAAUCCUACCAUGGACCCGCAUCCGCCGCGUACCCAUAACCGCCGAAGCUGUUUCAAGCCGCGAAGUCAAGCUUAAAUUCCCUUACAAAAAUAUGCCCUACACUUCCACAACCCGCUUCUCGCUAUCCCCGCUUCUCGAAUGGCACGCCUUUGCCACGAUCCCUAUCCAAGCCUCAUCUACACCAACUAUCACCUCCGCAUAUAUAGUCAUCUCGGCAGCGGGUGACUGGACAAAGUCUAUCAUCACCUCUCCACCUACUCACAUCUGGCUUCGCAAACCUGCCACCAAAAACUUCCUCUCCUUCGCCCCAUUGUUCGACUCCCUCCUCCUUGUAGCCACCGGUGCAGGUAUCGGUCCCUUGCUCUCCCUUUUGAGCUCACCAGCCAUCGUACACAUGCGCGAACAGGGCAAGCAGGUUAGGGUCAUGUGGGUUGUGUAUGAUCCUAAUGCGGAGCAUUGGGGGUUCGCGCAGGAUAUUAUACGGAGAGUGGAUCCGGAGCCGAAGAUCUUUGACUCUAGGGACGGGAGGCCCGAUGUGGCGUGUGAGGCAGAGGUUAUGAAGAAAGAGUGCGAGUUGGAGGCUGUUAUGGUCGUUAGUAAUCCGAAGGCUACAAGAGAGGCCGUUGAGAGAAUCAAGGGGAACGGGGGUGCGGCUUACGGGGCUGUGUUUGACUCUUAG